AUGCUUUCAGGAAGUGACACUGGGAUUGGCCACGCGCUGGCUAAAUACCUGGAUAGCUUAGGUUUUGUUGUGUUUGCUGGGGUUUUGAACAAGGAUGGAUCUGGAGCUGAGGAACUGAGACGGACCUGUUCUCAGAGGCUCUCUCUGCUGCAGAUGGAUAUAACCAAUGCCACCCAAGUCAAGGAAGCCUAUCUAAAAGUCUCAGAGAAGGUGCAAAAUACAGGACUCUGGGGAGUGGUGAACAACGCAGGCAUCCUGGGCUUCCCCGCUGAUGGUGAGCUGCUCCCCAUGAGCACGUACAGGCAGUGCAUGGAGGUGAAUUUCUUUGGGGCUGUAGAGGUGUCCAACACCUUCUUACCAUUACUUCGGAAAUCCCAGGGGAGGCUGGUUAACAUGUCCAGCAUGGCAGGAGGCAUUCCACUACCAAGGUAUGCUGCGUACGGUGCAUCAAAAGCAGCUCUGUCCAUGUUUUCUGGAGUAAUGAGGCAAGAGCUUUCCAAAUGGGGAAUUAAAGUUGCUGCAAUUCAUCCGUCAGGCUUCCGAACAGGUAUACAAGGCACAUCUGACCUGUGGGAAAAGCAAGAGAAGGAGCUGAUUGAGAACCUCCCAGCAGACACAAGGCAAGACUAUGGUGAGGACUAUCUCCUGGGGCUGAAGAGCUACCUCCUGCGCAUGCCUGCCCACUGCGACGCCGACCUCUCCCCCGUGCUGAGUGCUAUCCUCCAUGCUUUGCUGGCCAAGAGACCACACGGCUUGUACACCCCUGGCAAAGGGGCUUAUGUGCCCCUCUGCAUCUUCUGCUACUUUCCUCUCUGGUUCUAUGACUUUUUCAUUAGUAAGAUGCUGAGUAUUGAGUCUGCCCCAAGGGCACUGAGAGCAUCAGAAGCUGAAAGGAAGAAUCUCUAA
Molecule: messenger RNA, 906 nt
Organism: Antrostomus carolinensis (chuck-will's-widow)
Lineage: Eukaryota; Metazoa; Chordata; Aves; Caprimulgiformes; Caprimulgidae
Gene: HSD17B2
Product: hydroxysteroid 17-beta dehydrogenase 2
Exons: 4
Coding region: 1-906 (301 amino acids)
Biological process (GO): steroid metabolic process
Cellular component (GO): intracellular membrane-bounded organelle
Molecular function (GO): testosterone dehydrogenase (NAD+) activity; estradiol 17-beta-dehydrogenase [NAD(P)+] activity
Source: RefSeq, a predicted model, not a curated record